Panonychus citri (citrus red mite) is the source of this 3242-nucleotide messenger RNA. RefSeq names its product protein tramtrack, beta isoform-like. The transcript is spliced from 2 exons. NCBI's taxonomy places the organism in Eukaryota, Metazoa, Arthropoda, Arachnida, Trombidiformes, Tetranychidae. Gene Ontology annotation, molecular function: protein binding. The record is from RefSeq and is a predicted model, not a curated record. Gene Ontology annotation, biological process: regulation of transcription by RNA polymerase II. The coding region runs from base 183 to 1598 and encodes 471 amino acids. Gene Ontology annotation, cellular component: nucleus.
GUUUUUUUCUUGUUGUGUGCCUACCAAAAAAUCCAAUCUUUUUAUUUGCGACAAGAAUCGUUAUCUUCUUUCCGCUUGUGUUUAUAUCUUAUACAUACUUAUACAUAUUACUAUUAUUUACCAUGUUACCUCGUAUCAUCUUUAUAUUUGCAUAGAAGUUGGACAUCAACACCUCAACCACAAUGGCAUCUUAUUGUCUCCGUAGGAAUAAUCAUUGUUUCGACCUUGCUGAACAUUUUGAGAAAAUGUUCAAGGAUGAAAGCAUGGUUGAUGUGACUUUAUCCUGUGGUGAUGGGAUUAUCAAGGCCCAUAAGAUGAUCCUCUCAGUUUGUUCAUCGUACUUCAAAAACAUCUUUGUCAAAUUUAAUAACCCUUAUCAAUAUCCUAUUGUAAUUAUUAAGGAUAUGCCCUUUGAAGAUCUGAGAGCAAUUAUUGAAUUUAUUUAUCGAGGUGAAGUUACUGUUGCCCACAAUAAUUUGAAAUCAGUGCUGCGAAGUGCAGAGGCUCUCAAAGUGAAAGGUUUAAGUGAUGCUCGUCGGCAAAUGGAAGGUGAUGAGUCAAUGAGAAGAAAGAAAAGAAAACGGAGACGAAAAUCUCGAAAGAUGGGUCAUGGUGAUUCCAGUAAAACAGGAGAAAUGGACGAUGAAAAUGGUGAACGUAAUACAGGUUCAACUGAUCGAUCGGGAGCCGAUAAGGGUAAAGAUGAAAAUACCACGGAAGAUGAUGAUGCUACCGAUUAUUCAGAGGAAGACGAUGACGAUGAUGAAACAGAGAAAGAAGAUGAUAAUACUACAACAAGUAUAAUAAUCACCGAAAGGGAAUCUACUAAUGCAGAAGGCGAAAUUGAACCAGCUCGUCUUUUAGAACAGUCAAUGAUCACUGGUGAUCAGGAUAGAGCCAAUAGUGAGGCGUCUAGAUUUCAGGCUCCAAUGAUGCCACACCAUAGACAAACACACCAACAACAGCAACAACUUUCAUCGAGUAUAAAUCAAGCUAUGAGAGGUCACUUUGGUGAAAGUAGUGGCCUAUUAGCAGCAAUGAACGUAUCUCAUUCAGCAUCCUUGCCAAACAGUCAAUCGCAAUUAAAUUCAUCCCAUAGCCAUGUUCCUGGUAUACCGGGUAUGCCUUCCUAUGAAGCCAGUUCCCUAUCGAUACCUGGUCCAAGUACCAUUUCACCAAUUACACCUCGUCCUAUUCAUCAUGGUCAAGAGCAUAACUCUGGUUCAUCACAUUCGUCUCAUCCCUCUCAUCCUAAUCAAGUGCCACAAAAUUUACAAUCGGCGCAACUAUUACCUCCAAUACAGAUGCAUCCGUCACUUGGUUGCCAUUCGUUUUCACCUUUAUCUGUCGACUCGUUGACUGGUAAAAGGCACUAUCAAUGUCCUGAGUGUUUCAAAACUUUCACCGAAAAGGGGAACAUGAAAAGGCACACGCAAAUACAUUCACAAAACCGAAAUAGAUUCAUGUGUGACCUGUGUUCCAAGUGUUUCGCUUGGAAGGAUAAUUUUAAUCGUCAUCGACGCAUUGCCCAUAGUGAACUUAACUUUGGAAUUACAAAUAACCAUACAAAAACAAAAGCAAAAAGCUUGUCGCAAUAAGUUAACUUUUCAGGAUCUUUUGUUAUUUAUGAUCAACUUUCUCUCACUUACACUCAUUUCCACCACUCACUCUCACUUUACUCACUUUCUCUCUUCAUCAUCAUCGUCAUCUCUUUCUUUUUCUUCAUCAUCUCUUACUUUUCUCUCUCUCUCUCUCUCUCUCGUUCACUUAUUUUUUGUUUGAUACCAACGUUGAUCUUUUUUCUCCUUUUUUCCCUCUCCCACUUUCUCUCUUCUCUUUCUUCUGUGUUCACUUUCUUUCUCCCUUCCUCUAUCCCUCUCUUUCUUUAUUUUUCUUUAUUUCUUAUUCCUUUUUCUUGCUUUCUUCCUAUUUCUCUAUCCAUCUUAUAUUAGAUGAUAUCCGAUAUAACAAGAACUAAAACAACAAACAUAUGAACCCAGUCACAUUUUUCAUUAAUCUCAUACUUCUCCUCCCACUUUCUCUCCUUUAGAACUUUCUUUCUUUUCUGUCUAUCGCUGUUUCGCUCAGUUCUUUUUGUUUUUUCAUUCUCUUGCUCUCAUUUACCUUUUUCAUUUCAAUAUUUCUCAUAGAUAUUCGUUUGAAAUCAUAAAUUCUCUCUUUCUUUCUCUUUCUCUCUAUUCUCAAGAAAAGAAAGUAAACAAAACAAUGUUUUUGGUCUCUUUCUUUUCUCAUUACUUUUUUCUUCAUCAAUCCCUCUAUUGAUUCGGUUUGAUCUUGAUCGUGACACUCACAACACUUACACACACACACACACAUGUUAUGUCUUCUUCUUCUUUCCUCCAAUCUUUAUCAUCAUAUCACACAAACAGUGACCAUCAUACGUAGAAAUAAGAAACGUAACAACAUUAAUAACACCAACAUGCAACAUGGACGAUGAAUGAGUGACACAGAGAUACACAUACACAUACACACACACACACAAACAAGUUAUCAUCUCUCAUCAUCACCCGAGUCAGUUUUGUACAAAACAAAAAUUCAGUUAACUCUUGAAUUUCAAAUCAAGAUAGUGACAAAAAAACAAAAACUGAUCACAAAAAUGAUUAAAUAUUAUAAAUAUAUACAUACAUUAUGAUCCAUAACUUACAACAAACAAAAAAUCAAGUAAACAAAUCAACAAAAAAUCCCAUUACAACAUAAAAUUACAACACUUUACAAGAAAAAAACCUUCACAUUACACACAACAUGAAUUCACAUAAACUUACAUCACCAUCAACCACCACCUCUCCUCCUCCUCCACCACCACCACCACCACAAUAAAGUAACAUGAUGACAUACAAUUUCUGAUUAAUAAUCAAACACGUUGAGAAACUAAAAAACAUCUCCUACAAUUAAACUGAAAUCUUUUUCUCCACUUAACAUAUUAACAUAUGUUAACACUUUCUCUCUAUUGUCUUUGCCACCCACUUUUCUCCCUCUUUGUUGCUCUUUCUUUAUAAGUUGAAAAAAGAAUCAAUCUCCUCAUCUCUCUCCCUCUUUCCACCCACUUCUUACCUUGUCUCUCUCUCUCUUCUCAUUCCCUUUGAAAUCAAUGUAAUGACUCGUCAAUGCACGUUUUUUAUGCAAUUACAAGCGGUUGAGAAGCUACACCAACAGCAACAACAAACAACCUAAACACAAACUCGAAAACAAAACAAUUAAAUUAAAAAGCUCGUUUAAAAUGA